Rhodamnia argentea is the source of this 1733-nucleotide messenger RNA. RefSeq names its product pinin. The coding region runs from base 265 to 1512 and encodes 415 amino acids. Gene Ontology annotation, cellular component: catalytic step 2 spliceosome. The record is from RefSeq and is a predicted model, not a curated record. NCBI's taxonomy places the organism in Eukaryota, Viridiplantae, Streptophyta, Magnoliopsida, Myrtales, Myrtaceae. The transcript is spliced from 10 exons.
AGUUGAUUAUCCAUCCUUGAAUAUUCCAAUCAAAUCAAACUCAAUGUCGAGUAAUGUCGACUCAACUCCACUCGAUUACGCACUAAUUGCAUCUGCUGUCGGUACGCAAGCCAUAAACCUAAGAAGGGUUUCCUCCCGACCUCCACUCAUCGGCCUCUGCCGCGCUCUCUAGUCCUCAUCGUCGUAUCCCUUCUUCUUCAUCAUCUCCAUCUGGGUCUCUUCUUCUUGGGGUCCAUACGUUGCCCGCUGACAGCAGGACCCAAAAUGGGGAGCACGGCGGCGGAGAAGACGGAGGAGGAGCUUCGCAAAGAGAUCGACGAGCUUCAUCGCCAGCAACGCGAGAUAACGGAGAGGCUUCGAGACCCGAGGGGCCUUCGCAGAGGGGGAUUUCCUGGUGCUGGCCCUCGCAACGUAGCCGCCAAUGGAGCUCGGCAGCGUGGUUUUGUUCGCCCUGCCGAUAGGACUGAGAACGAAGAUCAGCCUCCCGCGAAGCGCCGCCUCUUGUCUGCUGUCGUCAAGGUGGAAGACGGAGAGAUAAUAGAGGAUGCUGAAGCAGCAAAGGAUGAGAAGUCAUGGGAUUCGUUGUUGGAGGGAGUCGAUAAGAAGGAGCCAUCUGAUUGGCAGCAGAGUGGUAGGUCAUGGAGAGAUUUCACUAAGCGAGCAGGAAAGAUGGAAUUUGAGGCUCCAGAAACGGAACCUCUUCCGAGGGUUUUGCCGAAGAAUGAGGACCCUAGCUUGGUCAAUCGGAAUAAAAGAAUGCUGGGUCAGCUUCUAGGAACUUUGGAGAGAUUCAGAAAGGAGGACAUGCAACUGUCGGGAUCGGAUGCAUUUAUGCGGAGGUCAAAUUCUUUACAAAGAGCUGAGCAAAGAGCGCGUGAAGAAAGUGAAAAGCUGAGGCAGCAAGAGCGUGAGCAAAUUGCAGAAAAGAGAAAGCAAGAUUUGACUCUUAGAGCACGAAUUGCUGCCAAGGCGGAAGAAAAGAAGUUGGAGUUGCUGUUUUUGCACUGGACUGAGCACCAUGGAAAACUUAGCAAUUUUAUAAGGACUAAAACAAAGCCGCCCAUAUAUUAUCUACCUGCAAAACCAUUGGAGAAAAAUGCAACCUUGAUCGAGCAGCAAAAGGAGCAGGAUUUCCUGGAGUGGAAGAGCGCUAGGCGACAGGAGCUAUCUGAAUAUCAGAAACAGAUUGGGGAGCAGUAUAUUGCAAAUGUUGAGAAGCAGCUGGAGAGGUGGCAAAAUGCGAGGAAAGCUAGAAAAGCAACUGAUGAUCUGAACUUACAGGAAACGAUGGAUAAAGAGUUGGAAACCCACCGGCUGGAGCAUGGACCCAAGACCAGAAAAAUCCCCGGCGCAGGUAGCAAUGAGGAUGAGGACGUUGAAGACAUCAACGUCGGAGAGGAUGACCUGAUGGACGAUGUGCUGGAUGUCGACGAGAACCACCGCAGAGGUGAUGAAAUACCCAAGGCUGAAGCAGGUAAUGCCAGUCCACAACUUGAUAAUACUAAUAACUAGCUAAUGAAGCCGGCAUCUUGCCAUACCGUUUUUUCCCUCCAAGUUAUUCCCUUUCAGUGUGCCUUUUGUUGGUUAGUUACGUACUUUUUUUGGUAGCGUGUUUGUAUUGUUGCUCCAUUUUGUUUUAAGUUACCCUUUAUAUGAAUUGUGUCUGCGGAUCCUAUGUGAGAUUUAGAUCAAGUAUCAGUGUGAUAUUGGAGUGAUACACAUUAUUUUCCGAA